Messenger RNA from Malassezia globosa CBS 7966, 924 nucleotides. RefSeq lists its product as uncharacterized. Lineage: Eukaryota; Fungi; Basidiomycota; Malasseziomycetes; Malasseziales; Malasseziaceae. Gene Ontology annotation, cellular component: nucleus. Bases 1 to 924 code for a protein of 307 amino acids. The record is from RefSeq and is a predicted model, not a curated record. The transcript is spliced from 4 exons. Gene Ontology annotation, molecular function: ubiquitin protein ligase activity.
AUGACUCGCCACUCGAAGCAGAAUACGGCUUUAGGCCACUUUACUUAUGCUGAAUAUCAAAUGCUGAAAGACCGUUGGGGCUCGCGUAGUCUGCGGCUCUCGAAGGAGAAUAUGCGCGCAUUUUAUGCUUGCUACUUAUGCCUUCAAGCUGCUCAGCAGCCUGUCUGUUGCGGUGAAGGGCAUCUCUUCUGCAAGAAGCGUGCACUUGCCGACCAUGCCCAACGACGUAGUGACCGUGCACGCAUUGCUGCCGACAAAGCCGCUGAGGCUUAUGAGCGUGAAGCCAAAAAUCGUGUGGCCGCAUUCGCGCGCAACGAUGGACCUGUGUCUUGGCAGACCACGAACAACGGCAAGCGCAAGCACGACGAUGAUGACGGAGGGGGCUCGGCUGAGAAGCGUGCUUCGAUGCACAAGGGGUCUGAAUCGUUGGCACCUUCAUCAACCUCAGCAUCUUCCCACACAGCGAUGCCGGCAUUUUGGCUUCCCAGUAUGGCACCUGAAGUUUCUCGUGAGGAACAGGAAAAAGCACAGGCCGCUCUGGACGAUGAACGCCCUUCCACUACACUAUGCACAGCAACGUCUGACAAACCUCACAAAUUGCUUUCGAAGCAUUUGAUCCCAGUACACUUUAGUGUGCGGAAAAUCGAGCAGGAAGAGCAGAUGUACUGUCCAUGCUGCAAGAAAGAGUUCUCGCUUGUUUCACGAACAAAUGUUCUACGUCCCUGUGGGCAUGUGCUAUGUGCAUCAUGCACAACGACUCUUGUCACAACGCCACUUUCUCACGGCGAGCCUGUGUCAUGUCCAGAAUGUAGUCGAGUCAUUCCAAAGACGCGUGAUGUGAUCCCACUGGUGCGAGAGGGAACGGGGUAUGCAAGCGGCGGCGCAACAGAGGCACACGCGAGAGGGAUUGCCUUCCAGGGCUAG